Molecule: messenger RNA, 2780 nt
Organism: Phycodurus eques (leafy seadragon)
Lineage: Eukaryota; Metazoa; Chordata; Actinopteri; Syngnathiformes; Syngnathidae
Gene: mttp
Product: microsomal triglyceride transfer protein
Exons: 18
Coding region: 1-2655 (884 amino acids)
Biological process (GO): lipid transport; cholesterol homeostasis; lipoprotein metabolic process
Cellular component (GO): endoplasmic reticulum; basolateral plasma membrane; Golgi apparatus
Molecular function (GO): lipid binding
Source: RefSeq, a predicted model, not a curated record
AUGUUACCUCUUGCUGUGUUCUUGCUUUGUGCAGCCUCGUGUGUCGCGACGCCUGCCAGUGGUGCAGGACCCCGGCUGAAUAACAACCAGCUGUACAAAUUCAGCUACACCACUGAGGUGCUGGUGGACAGGGCCCGGAGGUCAAAAGAGGGCAGUGCCGGUUACAAGAUGUCCAGCGAUGUGGACGUCAAUCUGGUGUGGAGAGAUCCGAGCAACAAGGAUGAGCAGUUGAUCCAACUGAAGAUCUCUAAUGUGAGAGCUGACCCAGUGUCUCAUCGAUCCGGGAAGAAGAAUAUCCUCCACGGAACCAGCAUUGAAACUGUUCUUGGCAAAACCAGACUGGCAGCCCUGACAAAGCCUUUCUUUCUGCACCUGAGAAAUGGAAAGGUUAAAGCGUUUUAUUCCUACUGGGCGGAGCCAGCCAUCAUCAAAAACCUUAAAAGAGGGGUGUCCAGUUUAUUGCAGCUGCAGCUCAGUACGGGAAAAGUUAUUGAGAAUGAUGUGUCUGGAAGGUGCACAGUUGCAUACAAGGCGGAAAACAACCGAGUGACAAGGACCAAGUUCAUGGAGUCAUGUAAAACUGCAGAGACUGGAUUCACCACACACAGCCAGGUUUUGGGUGUGACUCGGAAGUCUAGCUCCAUCACCGUGUUCACGCUUGAAGAGGGUUUCAUCCGCUCGGCUGUGGCUGAAGAAAGACACUCGCUGGUUGUCAACGCCCACCGGUCUUCAGCUGCAGAAGUUGUGUCCAGGCAAAGCUUCACACUGGUGGGGACAGAAGCUGGACCCCUGGACACUGCUGGAAAGGAUGCGGCCGCGGUUGUCAAGUCCAUCGAUGCCAAGCUGGCAGCUGUUGGUAUCAAAGCGGGGAUCAUCAAAGCUCAGUGCAAGACUUGUCCAUCACUCUUUGAACGCUGGCAGGCUCUACAGAAGAAAUUGGAGCCGGGCAGCUUGUCCAAGGCCUCGGCCCCUCGCAGCUUCUUGGCUCUCAUCCAGAGCAUCAGGAAGGCAUCCAAAGACGAUAUCCUCAAAGUGCUGAAGAGCGCCAGCAAGACAUCUCUUCCUCAGGUGGUGGAUGCUGUCACUUCCUCGCAAACUACAGCAUCUUUGGAUGCCAUGCUUGAAUUCCUUAACUUCACAGAUGCCAAAGGUAUGGUUCUGCAGGAGCGGUUUCUUUAUGCCUGUGGAUUUGCCUCACAUCCUAACGAGAGGAUGCUCCAGACACUGUUGGACAUUUCUAAAGGAAAGAUUGCCAGCCCUGACAUCAAGGAGUCAGUGGUAAUCAUUAUGGGGGCCCUCGUCCACAAACUGUGUCAGAAAGGAGGAUGUAACUUACCGACAGUCGUUGAGGUCAAGAAGAUGAUUCUGGAGGGGCCAGACAGCACACAAGAAGAGUCCGAGGUCCAGAUGUUCCUCCUGGCUCUGAAAAACUCCCUGCUCCCUGAGGCCGUUCCCAUCUUCACCAAGUACACUGAGUCAGAAGUGGGCGCGUACAGCACCAUCGCCCUCACCAGCCUGCAGAGAUACGACGUCACCCUCAUAACUGAUGAGGUAAAACAGACGGUGAACAGAAUUUACCACCAGAAUCGACGGAUUUAUGAGAAAAACGUGCGCGCCGCCGCUGCAGAUGUCAUCCUCGGCAGCAACCCAUCGUACAUGGAGGUCAAGAAUCUCCUGUUGUCCAUUGGACACCUGCCUCAUGAGAUGAACAAGUACAUGUUGUCUAAGAUUCAGGACAUCCUCCGCUUCCACAUGCCUGCUAGCAAAGCUUUGAGACGAGUUAUGCGGGAUACGAUUUCACACAACUAUGACAGAUUUUCAAAAUUUGGGUCAUCGUCUGCAUACUCAGGAUUCAUGGCGAAAUCUGUUGAUGUCACGUCCACAUACAGUUUGGACAUUUUGUACUCGGGCUCUGGAAUCCUGAGAAGAAGCAACAUGAACAUUUACGGUACUAGUAAAGGAGCAAUGCUACAUGGACUGCAGGUGGCGAUCGAGGCUCAGGGUUUGGAGUCGCUCAUCGCCGCCACACCGGAUGAGGGAGAGGGAGACUUGGAGUCAUUCGCCGGGAUGUCGGCUCUGCUGUUCGAUGUCCAACUACGACCUGUCACCUUCUUCAGGGGUUAUAGCGACCUCAUGUCCAAAAUGUUUUCCAUGACUGGGGAACCCAUGAAUGUGGUGAAGGGUCUGAUUCUGCUGACUGAUCAUUCUGAGGUCAUUCAGCUACAGUCUGGUCUGAAGGCAAGUGCGGAGUUCCAAGGAGGGUUAGCCAUCGACAUCUCUGGUGGCAUGGAGAUCAGUUUGUGGUACAGGGAGUCCAAAACCAGCGUCAAUAACAGGGGAGCGUUAGUGGUGACUGGUAACGUUACAGUAGACAUGGACUUCAUGAGUGCCGGUUUGGAGGUCAGCUUUGAAACCGAGGCCUCCCUCGACUUCAUCACGACUGUCCAAUUCUCUGAGUAUCCUUUCCUGGUCUGUAUGCAGAUGGACAAAACCACCUUUCCUGUCAGCGAGUCCAUGAAGAAGCACGAGAGCCUGUCGUCAGGGAAGAGCGUCGUGUGGCAAAGGAGCAGGAAGCUGCUCAUCCCCGGCUCUGAAUUCCCGCUCCACCAGGAAAACUCAAACAUGUGCAAGAAGGUCUUUGACUCCAGCUCAUAGAGGAGACACCACUAACUCCCAGGAGGAAGCUUUCACGUUUGGGGCAUUUUAUAUUUCCCCUCUGUGAGGUUUUGGUGCAUUUCAGCAAGUAUACAUCACACCUCAGUAUCACGCAGUGAAACAUC